CAUCAAACCGCGAUGUUCAUUCCCCACUGCAUUCUAUUUCAAAAACUAUUCAUUAACCUCAAUUACAUUAACAAAAUUUAUUUAUAAAUUAUUAUUAUAAAUGUCACACCCCCAAUUUCAUUAGUGCCUUUGGUUUUUAUAUCUGCGAAUUAAAUUAUUACUGCGAUGAAUUGUUUCUCGACGGACACAUUCGACCGUGGGACAUUUUAUCAAUUCUACUAUGCAAUCCACACGAUGAUAUCACUGAUCAGUCCUGGGAUGCACAUUGGAUGGUCAGCAGUAGCUUUACCUUUGUUGACAAAAAAUGACACUUCUGGGGGAAGUGAUGCGAUUCUAUACGGCAAUGAAAACGCUGCUACCUGGUUCGCAUCAAUUGUCGGAAUUUCUGGCCCUUUCGGCUGUCUUCUGGGGACAUUCUGCAUGAGAGCUGGAAGGAAAAUUCCAAUGGCAAUCGUCGGCUUUACCUGCACCGCUGGAUGGCUGAUAAUUUCUUUGAGCUAUGGAGUUAAGCAGAUUUUGAUUGGACGAUUUAUCGUGGGUAUUGGUACCGGUUUGGUAUCAGCACCAACAGUUGUAUAUAUUGCUGAAAUAUCAACACUUCGGUACCGAUCGGGAUUAAUAAACGGUACUAGUCUAGCCGUAGGUGGUGGUAUUCUAAUAAUUUAUCUCCUCGGCUUUUUCAUUCCCAAUUGGCGGAUGCAAGCUGCUAUAUCGACAGUAAUUCCGUUGCUUUCGGCCUCGUCAAUUCUGUUAUUCCUCCCAGAGAGUCCUAUAUGGUUGUUGCAUAAUAAACAGGAGUCAAUGGCAAAACAAUCCCUCAUGAAACUCCGAGGAUUGAAGAGAGAAACCCCUGAACUCGACGCCGAAUUUACACAAAUGCAGAAUUACUGUUUGAAGAAGGUCAAGGAAUGCCAAAUUCAGACGAUUUCUUUGGAAUCGAGUGGAACGGUGAAGAAUCCUAUGGAGCAUUCAGCUUCCAAUAGGUUCGCUCGUCGAUUGCACAAGAUUUGCGGGGUAAUGAGUUUGCCUGAAGUUUGGAAACCGUAUUUAAUCCUAAAUUCUCUGUUUUUCUUUCAACAAUUCUGCGGGAUCUGCGCUAUUAUUGCUUAUUCAGUGAACUUUGUCACCACUGUUGGUCUUACAGCUGAUCCUUUUCUCAUUACCGCUGGGAUUGGAGUUAUACAACUUUUGGGAUGUCUUCUUCUUGUUUCCACGAGUUACAGAUUGGGAGUCCGACGAGUCUCAGUGAUAUCUACUGGGGGAAUGGCAUUUUCUUUAGGUAUCCUAGGAACAUAUUUACAGUUUAUCAAACCUAAUGAUGUCCAUGAUAAAUAUCAACCAAUUGCCAUUGUUUGUAUAUUCCUAUUUGUGGCCACCGGUUCUUACGGUUUGGUAGCUGUACCUUGGUCAAUGGUUGGUGAAUUAUAUCCAACGAAAUAUGUUCACUACCUUGCACCGCUCACCACGUGCAUGGCCAACAUUUUUAAUUUCACAACAUUACACAUGUAUCCGUUACUGUUAGUAAAUGGGAUUGUAUCAGCAGUUUAUACUUAUUGCGCAAUAUCGAUCAUCGCCACAAUUUUUAUCGCACUUGUCCUACCAGAAACUCAAGGCGUCCCACAUCAUGACAUCGUCGCACGAUUUCAGAAAAAAUGAUGUUUCGUAUGACAAUUAUGAGACUGAAACACAUAUUUUAUUUUGUUUAACUCCAGUGAA
Fopius arisanus is the source of this 1716-nucleotide messenger RNA. RefSeq names its product sugar transporter ERD6-like 12. The record is from RefSeq and is a predicted model, not a curated record. Bases 166 to 1656 code for a protein of 496 amino acids. The transcript has 7 exons. Gene Ontology annotation, biological process: transmembrane transport. NCBI's taxonomy places the organism in Eukaryota, Metazoa, Arthropoda, Insecta, Hymenoptera, Braconidae. Gene Ontology annotation, cellular component: membrane. Gene Ontology annotation, molecular function: transmembrane transporter activity.